This is a messenger RNA of Tarenaya hassleriana, 1079 nucleotides long. RefSeq names its product F-box protein PP2-B11. The record is from RefSeq and is a predicted model, not a curated record. The transcript is spliced from 3 exons. NCBI's taxonomy places the organism in Eukaryota, Viridiplantae, Streptophyta, Magnoliopsida, Brassicales, Cleomaceae. Bases 144 to 911 code for a protein of 255 amino acids. Gene Ontology annotation, molecular function: protein binding.
AAAUCAAGAAAUAAAUGCAAUGAUACUUUCCUUAGCACCGUUGAUUAUCAAGGUGUACACGCCGAGCAUUCCUUCAAAUCAAGAACAGAGAAUCCCAAUGAUCAGACACCUAAGAAACUAAACUCAGGAGCGAAUUCAACGAAAUGGGCAUGAAUCUGUUGCCCGAAGAUUGCAUCGCAAAGAUUCUGUCUUUUACUUCGCCUCGUGACGUUUGCAGAUCUUCUGCGGUGUCGAAGAUCUUCAGAUCCGCCGCCGACUCCGACGAUGUCUGGAACAACUUCUUGCCGUCCGAACUUCCCGUCGGAGUUCCGACAUACCCGACAAGGAAGGAGCUCUUCUUCGGUCUCUCCGAUCAUCCUCUGCUCAUCGACAACGGUCGAAUGAGCUUUUGGCUGGAGAAAUCGAGUGGCAAGAAGUGUUACAUGAUGUCACCGAGAGCUCUGAGUAUUGUUUGGGGACAUGAUCCCAGAUACUGGCAGUGGAUCUCUCUUCCUGGUGCCAGGUUCAACGAAGUAGCUGAGCUGAUCACCGUGUGGUGGCUUGAGAUAUCGGGGAGGAUGAACUUAAACCUUCUAUCAGACAACACUGCGUAUGCGGCUUACCUAGUGUUCAAGUUCGGGCCAACCACAUAUGGAUUUAGGCAGGCAAUGGAAGCAAAGGUGGCAAUGGCGGGGACAGAGAGUGAGACGCAGCCGUCAAUGGUGUGUCUGAUGAGAGUUCCAAACAGAGAGGGAAGCCGAGUGGCUGAGCCAAGGAGGGACGGUUGGUUCGAGGUGGAGUUGGGGCAGUUGGUGAAGAGAAGAGGAGAUAUGGGCGAAGCAGAGAUGAGCCUUAGGGAGACCAAGAACCCUUUUGAGAAGCAAGGCCUCCUCCUUCAUGGUAUUGAGCUUAGGCCUUCCUCCUACUCCUGAUCUUUUUCAUGUUUUCAUGUUCGCGUGUUGCGUUGUAUGCUCUCUUCCCAUGGUUUUUCUUUUUAUUUGUUUCGAGUAUUUUUGGUUUCUGGUGUUUUGUUGUUGUUUUUGUCAUUGGUUUACUCCUAAUACACUAUCUAUAUACCUAUAAAGAAUGAGAUAUAUAUA